GUCCACAUCACUGUUAGAGUCAUGUAGAAUGCGUCGUUACUCACGGACACGUGUUCCGAGAACAAUAUCUUUCCGAAAGUAAAUGACAGUAAAGUACAGCAAUAAAUAACGUAAAAUCGAGCCUAAUUGCAAUAAAAAAUGGACAGAAACCGUUAUUUUGACUUAUAACUGGGCGAUGAAAUCAUAUAACUCCACUAUCAACAGAAUGUGCCAUUGUUCGAGUAACAAUGAGCAAUGCCGUGACUCAAAAUAUUCCUAAAGUGUAUAAAUAAGGAGAGCUUCGAUAACGCGUAAUUAGUAGAUUGGUUUUACAGCGACCAACAUUGCUUUUCCGUCAAAAUGCGGAUAGCCUUCAUCUUCGGCUUAGCCUUCCUGGCAGUAUGUGCAAAACCGCCUGGAGAUGAAGGCGUAACUCCACCAGCUGCAGACGGACCAGGACCAUCACCACCUGCAGACAAACCAGAACCACCCCCAGCUACAGAUGGACCAGAGGCAGCAGCUUCACCAGCUGCAGUUGAGAGCACAUCUACAAAACCUCCAGACAAACCAGAAGCUUCACCAGCUGUCGAUGAGGAAGCAUCUCCUCCAUCUGCAGAUGAGGGAGCAUCUCCAGCAGCUACCAAUGGCGGAGCAUCGUCACCAUCUGCAGAUCAGGGAACAUCUUCACCUCCACCUGCUGCAGAUGAAAUAAGUUAUGAUGAGGAAGUAUCUCUACCAACAGAAGUACCAGCCUCGGAUAGGCUCGCACCUCCACCAGCUACAGAUCAACCAGGAUCUACGUUAGCUGCGGAUGGGGGAGCAUCUUCAGUAACUGUAGACGAGGCAACAUCUUCACCAGCUGCAGAUGGGGCAGCAUCUUCGCCAGCUGCAGAUGGGGCAGCAUCUUCACCAACUGUAGAUGAGGCAGCAUCUUCACCAGCUGCAGAUGAGGCAAAACCUGCACCUGCUUCAAAUAAGGGAGCAUCUUUAACGGCUGCUGAUAAAUCAGAACCAGCAGCUAAUGAAAAAGGAUCCAUCCGAAGAAAGCGAGGUAAGCUCCUGAUUUAAGACUGAACAGCACUCAUGGAUAAGGCGCUUCCAUUUUUACAUGUGUUAACUAUCAUUUACUUAUCACUGCAAUAAACAUUUAAGUAUGCACUUGGUAUUAUUUCACGGCUUGAAAACCUCCCUAAAGUAUACUAUACUAUACAAUUCUAAUACUGUAUGAUGUGAAAAUCAGUAUAAUUGACAGCACUGGUUCAGCGACCUGCUAAGGCUGUGAUAGGGCCUGGUCAAGUGAACAAAAAUGUCAAAUAUCGGCAUUUUCACUGACUGCGAUGUUUGAAUUGUGUAGUAUUAGUGGUAACAAACCCUAUAAGUCGAACAUUCUGCUUGAAUCAGAAAUUCAGAAUUGGUGGGUAUCACACACGCACUCAUGAAUUCUGUGCACAGCAUGCAGCGGAAGUUAGCGUUAUUAGUUUCUCAGAAGAUGCUUCAUUUAUACAAACAUGAUGAUCUACUUCUUGACAGAUCGACACACAAUAAUCGACGUGUUGAAAAAUCUGUCAAAAAUUAAUAAAACAAAAUAUCGGAAAUGAGUGAAAAUUAUUUCCUGAUUUAAGUUUAAUACCUUGUUGGACAUGGAAACAGAACUUUGCUUACAUUAUCUUUUUCAUGAGAGAUUAUUAAAUUUCAGGACGAACACGGCUUAUCUGAUAGAACAGCUAAAACUAGAAUGAGAGUCAAUCCUAGAAACCUAUGCAAGAAACGAUCUUCUCGUAUUUGUCUUACAAGCUUACUUAUUGAGAGACAAUAAAAGGGAAAAGAAUUGCUUGGUGUCUCUAACGGAAUACGCUAAUUAUAACAACAUAACCUUCUGCAAUCUUUAUGGGGAUUUCGCUGACGUUUGGCCAUGCUUUGUAGGCUCACUGCUUUGUGAUUGGUCAAUAUCAUCCUAAUGUUCCGCGCCUAAGUGCGGUUCUUGAAUUGACUAAGGUUGGUUAAAGCCUCUUCUUGGAUGUACGAAGUUCGACACGGUUAGGAUGGGACGCCAAAGUCAGGCGGUCUCUCCUUAGAGGAAGGCUAGAUAAUAUAUAGUUUGGUUGUAGAUGACCACAUUGUUUACUUUGCCAGCAUCGCUUUGCUAAUUUUUUAUAAUUUUGUUUUCUGUACACUCAACUGUAGACCAUUGUUGUUCAACCACUAAAAUAAAUUUUCUGUUCAAAG
This is a messenger RNA of Acanthoscelides obtectus, 2205 nucleotides long. The record is from the annotation of a GenBank genome assembly. Lineage: Eukaryota; Metazoa; Arthropoda; Insecta; Coleoptera; Chrysomelidae.